Cydia strobilella is the source of this 4803-nucleotide messenger RNA. It is a transcript of the gene Arl1, whose product is annotated as ADP-ribosylation factor-like protein 1. Gene Ontology annotation, cellular component: Golgi apparatus; cytoplasm. Gene Ontology annotation, biological process: vesicle-mediated transport; intracellular protein transport. The transcript has 5 exons. NCBI's taxonomy places the organism in Eukaryota, Metazoa, Arthropoda, Insecta, Lepidoptera, Tortricidae. Gene Ontology annotation, molecular function: GTP binding; GTPase activity. Bases 195 to 737 code for a protein of 180 amino acids. The record is from RefSeq and is a predicted model, not a curated record.
GUUGUUACACGUCAAACGAAACGACGAUUUCCAAUAAAAUGUUCUCUAAAUUAUUAAUUUAACUCAUUAAAUAAAAUAAAUAAAGCUUGUAAAUAGUACUUUAAAUAUUUCGGAGGACACUCAUAUGCUUGUGGAAAGUUUAAACAUCGCUACGUCCGCUAAAUGAAUUAGACUAGUGAACCUUAUCAGACAAAAUGGGUGGUUUAUUUAGUUACUUCAGAGGGUUGCUAGGGGCACGAGAAAUGCGUAUUUUGAUCCUCGGAUUAGACGGCGCCGGGAAAACGACAAUCCUAUACAAAUUGCAAGUGGGUGAGGUGGUCACUACCAUUCCCACCAUCGGGUUUAAUGUAGAACAGGUCACGUACAAAAACCUCAAGUUCCAAGUAUGGGAUCUCGGAGGACAGACCAGUAUUAGGCCCUACUGGCGAUGUUACUAUGGCAACACAGAUGCUAUAAUUUAUGUUGUAGACUCUGCAGACAGAGAUAGAAUAGGGAUAUCAAAAGACGAAUUGGUUCAUAUGUUAAGAGAAGAAGAACUAGCUAAUGCAAUACUAGUGGUGUUAGCGAAUAAGCAAGACAUGGCGGGCUGCCUGACCGUGGCGGAGGUGCACCAAGCGCUGGGGCUGGACGCGCUGCGCGACCGCACGUUCCAGAUCUUCAAGACGUCGGCCGUGCGCGGCGAGGGGCUCGACCAGGCCAUGGACUGGCUGUCCAGCGCGCUGCAGGCCAGGAAAUAACGAAUAAUUACCCAUGAGCUACAAAAUACGGGAUGCGGGAAGGAGAUAGCAGCCAGCGGCCCAAGGCGCGGGAGAGAGAUAGUAAUACCAUAGUCACCUGUAACUACGCUAUUGUAGUACUUAGCGUCGCCGCUUAAACCGUCGAAUGUGUUAGCCUUUUUUAAGCAGGGUACAGACAUAUGGCCAACUCUGGCCAUAGCAAAUGGGCUCGAGAGAUUGCCAACUCGCACGAGUAGGUAUAACUAUAAACAUGAGAAAUACCUAAGGUAAUAUCUACAUAUUAGUAACAUUAUAUAUCUCUCUCUCUCUCUCUCUUCCUGCAUCUCUUUUCUCCUUCUUACUUAUGUAAAGCAUACGCUUCACACAGCAACUAUACAGUUAGAUCAACAUUAGCGCCUUUGAAGCAACAGAGAAGGAGACAUAGUUGCCAAUUGGCGGCGAGACGAGCCGAGUGUACUUAACAUAUCGGCGCCUGCCUCUAUUCACCUGAAUAGCCAUAUGUCUGUACAGGGCUUAAGGGCUCAAGCAUAGUUUUAUUUUGUUAUCAGUAAAUCAAGCAUAAUUGAUUUUGGACAACCCUAGUCGCUAGUUAACUAUUACACGCUAUCAAACGUUCAGCUAUAUAAUAGGUACGACAGAAAUUAACCGUACACAACACUACAAAACGCACAACUUAUUUGUGCGAGUUGAAAUGUCCAGCUGUUUUUAUACUUCAUAGAUUCACAUACGACAUCAAGCCACAGCCAAAAAUCAUAUCAACUGCGAGGUAGGCCUCGCAUAUCAAGCUGUGACAGCCAUUGGAACACUCAUUCAAUUGUUAAGGCUAGAGCACACCGGCUGCAUGUUCGUGCGCUAAAAUGUUGGGAGCCGUGCACGCAUACGUCACGCAAGCAGUCUGCCGUCUCUCAUAACGAUCUGUAUAUACAUAGUUAUAAUGCGGCAACCGCCAUAAUUUCUUUUACAAAUGAUUUCAGUUAUUAUAUUAACAGAAUGCAAAAAAUACUAUCGUAUGAAACAUUAAGUUAUUUAUAUUACUCUGUUAAAGUUUGUUAAUCAUAUGAAAUCAAAAAAUACAUUUUCCUGUAUAAAGUUUUAAUCGAGUUCAUUCGAUAGACGGCAUUUUUAUUUUAUCUUGAAUUUUAAUUAGAUAGCAGUUAUGAGAUGUAUUUAUUCCGAUAGGUUUGGACGCGUUGAGAAUAAUAUUCUGGUAGUCGGAGUAACGUCAUCGAUUUUUGAUAUUUAAUUGCAACGCAAGUAAGUAUAACGGGUUAGCACUGAUUGACUAGCAUGUUAUCUUUUCGAGGAUUAGCAAAGUAAUAUUUUGGUAUUUAUUAUUUAAGAAGCCGGUGUCGAUUUUAGUCGCAAAAAUGUAAAAUUGAUAGAUUUAGUCCGUGAAAUUUUACACCUUUUGUUACCUUAUUAAAAUAACAAGUACUGGUUUCUAUUAGCACGUCUUCUUAUCUUACCUUUUAUCAGAUCAGUUUUUUGAAAACAGACUCACUAAAUUAGUAAUGUUUGCUUUUCUGAUGGACGUUUAGGUAAACGCGCGUAAAGCACUGAUUUUGUCGCUCUUAUUUGUAAAUUUCGUAAAAUUUUGGACUGCUAAACAUGGUAAUUUUGUAUUACACAUAUCCUGUACUUGACGUUUAUCAGACUACAUUUUUAUUAUUAUGACUAGUUAUGAGUAGUGUAAAUGAAAGUUAGACGAAAUCAAUUUUCUCCCGAAAAUACUUCAAAACAAGUGACAAUUUCUCUGAAAAUCGACUUAAUUUCAACGUAAUUUUGAUACUUAACAACAUUUGCUGAAACUAUACUUAUACAUCAAUUUGUAUAAUUUACCACCAUGAUUUUUUGAUGAAUUUUUAAAAACUGCCCCUUCUCUUCAUGCAUUACCGGUGACGCACGCUCGCGACCUCAUUAUUAAAAGGCAAGAUGAGAAGACGUGCUAAUAGAAAUCAAUACUUGUUAUUUAGAUAUUACGUGACAAAACGUGUAUAAUUUCAACGACUUAAUCUAUCAAUUUUACAUUUUUGCUCCAAAAUCGACUACGGCCUCUUAAUUUUGCCCCUUGGAUCUAUGAAUAUAUUACCUACCCUACCUUUUAACUAUAUAAGGGUCAAUUCAUGACUAUCAAAACUCAAUUCUUGCGUUACCCCGACUAUAUAUAAUUGCACUCAAAAGUCAGUAUUUUAUCAUUAAGACUAAUGCCAUUAUUAUUUAAGUAGAUAUAUUUUUAUCUACUGUUCAAAACUAUCACUAAAUUUUAAAAUUACUUCUAGUAUUUAAACAAGAGCACCAAACGACGAAAAAAAGAACCGUCGUUUUCACACAAAUCCUUUUCUAGAAGAUCGCAUUCUUCGCUGCUACAGUCGCAGUCUGAAUGUAACCUUUAAUGUGAUUCUCUCGAUACUGAUCGGGCAAUUCUUCGAAAUUAAUCAAUAAUAGGGAGGCAAAAAUGGAGAACCCCGAACGGCGUCGUGAAAAAAAAUUUGCCUCGGCAAGCUCGGUUCUCCGUACAAACGUAGUUACGCCCUCAUUUUAAAACGACUCGCUAGAUUGCUCUGAAACUUUGUACUUACAACUUACAAUAAGAUAGGUAUAUCUAUGUCUGUAAUUAGUUCAUGUAGCUUCAGAUACCAUAGUAAAAAAUACAGUGAAUUGAAGUUUUUCGGUACAAAACUUGUUUUUGCUCUAUCUCGUUUGUUUUAUAAACUGGAGCUAUAUAAACUAAUUACAGACCUAGAUAACGUAUGCGGAGUGAAAUCUGGACAAAGUUUUGAACAUGUAAAAAUUAAACUGAAAUUAUAUCAAACUGCCAAUUUAAAGUCUGUAUAUCUGUCAAUUAAUCCGGUAAGUUUCAUGGGCAUUGGAUUCUUUCUCUUGAAAUUGUGGUCAAUCUAGAAGAACACCAUCGCGAAACUAUAUAAUUUCUCCAGUACUAUUUCCCUAUGGCCGAAAGCGAAGAUAGUGGAACAUUUUGUGGAAGCGAGUUAGAGGUGACGAUAUGUUAUAAUAUUUUUACAUCCUUUUUCUUUAACAAAUACUACAGGUAUAAAGUCUAGUUUAGGUAAACCUUCCAGCAUUAGCCAGUUUCCUGAGAGAGAUCGAUUAAAUAAAAUGACGGCCCGCCGAGUCACGAAAUCUUACAGAGAGGUCAUGAGAUUAUUCAAAUGUGGCAGUAAAACUGUUUAAAAAUAUCUUGAAGAUAUGGGCAUCGGCACACAUCUAAGAAAAGUUAAGGUCACCGUAUCUAAAAAUAAUAUUAAUAACUUUGAAAAUGUGGGAACGUCAUACCGACCAAAAUGUGUAAAAAAACAGCUGUUUUUGCGUAAUGGGAUUUAUGGGGGACUAAUCAUAUGUCACUUAAAAUGGAAAUUUAUGGUAAGGUAACUAUUAUUUUGAGAACAUCAAUGGUCCAACGGACGAGAAUGUGAAAUAUGUCGCGCGUACGAUGUUUUCUAAAAAAGUUUUCCUAAGGAAGAUAAAAUUUUAACUUACAAAAAUGCCAACAUGCGUGUUUUCGACACCGAUGGCUUUAAAGUAUCACAACUUCCGUUAAACAUCUCGCAUUGGAGUAAACUUUAUCUUGCAUUUAACGUUGUUAAAUACAUGAAAAUUUAUAAAAAUAACCAUGUCGUUUUUUUUUCGUUAUAGCUCAUGUCAUUGUUUAUGCAAAGUUUCGUUACAAAUUACAAUUCAACAUGUAGUCUUAAAAUGAGAACGAAACUCCGUUUGUAUAGGAAGGUGAGAUUCGGCCGCGCUGGCUGCGGACUCCAUCUGCUGCAGCGGGCAGCUGGUGGUUGCAUCCAUUGUGUCACGUUUAUUCUGUUACGUAUCGGCCGCUUCAUUGUUGCUUGCCUGACCCAUAUAAAUUCAUAUGGUUUCGGCGGCGACGCUUGUUAUUUAAAAUAACAAACAGUUUAGGACCGCGCGGGUAGUUAUUGCCUAGGAACUUGUAAUUAAUAAUUAUAUAUUUUGUAUCAGUGGAGUUCGUCAGCUAAUUUAUAAUAUAAUUAAUUGGUAAGAUACGAUUGUUCCAAAUACAUUAUCAUGUAUUAAUUUUAAA